UUUUGCGAUCACAACAUCCACACCUUGCUUCGCACACCUUUCGACUGCUGACAACAAUCGCUAUCUAUUUUCCCGCUGGUCGCUGACGCCGAGGUGGACAUGCGGCUCGGAUUGUUCACUCAUCUACAAUACUAAUCAUAAUACCACCGUUGCGAUCCCGAUGGGCAAAUGGCGCUAUGGAGUCGUCCUGGACGCAGGCUCGUCUGGGACUCGAGUUCAUGUCUAUCGAUGGCUAGACAACGCCAUCGCUCGCAAAGAGGCUGACGGAGAUAAGCUCAAGUCUCUCCCGGAGAUCAAAACAAAGUCCCAUUGGACCAAGAAAAUUCACCCAGGAGUAUCCUCGUUCGCCAACAAACCGGAAGAUGUAGGACACGAACACCUGGCAGAACUUCUCGAACAUGCCCGUGAAAUCGUACCCGAUGAUGCCAUCAAAGACACCCCGAUCUUUCUCCUUGCCACUGCCGGUAUGCGCCUGCUGGGCGAUGUCGAAAGGAAGGUCCUACUGAAGCAGAUUUGCUCAUACGUCGGCGCGAAUUCGGAUUUCUUGCUUCCCGACUGCGACGUUCACAUCCAAGUUAUCCCCGGAGUGACGGAAGGGUUGUACGGUUGGAUCGCCACGAACUAUCUGCUCGGAAGCUUCGACUCGCCGGGGUCCCACGAUCACGGCAAGGGUCACCACACGUAUGGGUUUUUGGAUAUGGGUGGCGCAUCGGCACAGAUCGCGUUCGCGCCCAACGCGACCGAGAGCGAGAAGCACGCGAAUGACCUGACGCUACUGCGGCUGCGCAACAUCGACGGAUCGGACCAGGAACACAGGGUUUUCGUCACUUCAUGGCUGGAGUUCGGGGUGCAUGAGGCUCGGAGGCGCUUUGUAGAGUCUCUGCAGGCGGCCAGUGCUGUUGGAGGAGUCACGGAGCUCCCGGAUCCCUGUUUACCUGCAGGAUUGCGUACGACGCUUGAUGGAAAGCCCCUGCCCCCAAAUGACGACGGCAUCCAUUUAUUGGGGACUGGAAAGUUUGAUGAGUGCAUGCGUCAAACAUAUCCUCUGCUGGACAAAGAUGCGCCUUGUCCGGAUCAGCCAUGUCUCCUCCGUGGUGUGCAUGUACCAGCCAUUGACUUCGACGUAAACCAUUUUGUCGGGAUCAGCGAGUACUGGCAUACGACUCACGAAAUUUUCGAGAUGGGCCACAAGGACAAAGCCUACGACUUUCACACCUACCAGGAUCGCGUGCAGUCGUUCUGCUCCCAGGAUUGGGCGAGCAUUGAGGCUGGACUUGAAAGCCAUCAAUGGGGGAAGAAGGUCGAUCGGGAAUCAGCCUCCGAGGUUUGCUUCAAGGCAUCAUGGAUCAUCAAUGUAUUGCAUGACGGCAUUGGGAUCCCUCGUGUAGGGUUGGAUGCAAUGAAAAGCUCGAACCACAACGGGACCAAGGAGGUGCUGUCUCAUGGUCAAAGCAAAGGCUUUCUCGACUCAUUCCAGGCUGCCGACAAGAUCCAAGACACGGAAGUGAGCUGGACACUCGGAAAGAUGGUUCUGUAUGCAUCCUCGCAGAUUCCCAUCGAAGCUCAAGAGGCACUCCCAGUUGGGUUCGGCAGCAAUGUUGCCGGGGUCCCUGCCGACUUUCAAUAUCCGAGUGCCGAGCUGUUGCCCGAUCCUGAAGGCGCACACAACGGAUCAUGGCGCGACGCCAUGCUCGACAGCAGCCCGUCCCGCAGAGUGCCCGGUCUCAUUCUCUUCCUGCUUAUAAUAGUCGUGGCUGCAUUCUUCCUCUGCGGACGCAGCCGCCGACUCAAGAUGUAUCACAAGAUCCAGAACGUCUUCGGUGGCGGUGGGCCUUCUCACCCCAGCUACCCCAAGAAACGGAGAAUCUUCGGCGGCAAGCUGCCUUUCUUCGGCCCAAGAAGCCCCACCUAUGAGCGCGUCCUCGAGGAUGGCGCUGCUGCCUAUGAUCUCGGUGAGACCGCGUCCAGCCGCAGUUCCAUCGAUGGGGGACGUCCAUCGGAAGCAGACUCCACGAAAUUCUUGGCGCCGAAGCGGGCAUCGAGCUGGGGAAGUGGGAGCAAUACACCCACGUUCAAGUAUGCGCUGGACAACUCAUCUUCAGGGACUAUUGGACUCGGUAUUACCCCGAGUCCGGGUGUCUCGGCGAUGGACCGACAUGGUCUCGUGGUGAGGACGGAGAGUAGGGAUCAUCUGGCGCCGGUAGCACUGGGUCCGACGACGAAUGGUCGCCGGUCCAGAGCUGGCAGUCCUUCUCGAUCUCACCCCAACAAAUCCCCAGUCAUGACCCCUCUCACAGAUGAAUGAUCUUUCUGUAUGAUUAUGUUUAUGUCUCCGUG
Molecule: messenger RNA, 2337 nt
Organism: Aspergillus japonicus CBS 114.51
Lineage: Eukaryota; Fungi; Ascomycota; Eurotiomycetes; Eurotiales; Aspergillaceae
Product: putative nucleoside diphosphatase (Ynd1)
Exons: 4
Coding region: 161-2305 (714 amino acids)
Biological process (GO): nucleoside diphosphate catabolic process
Cellular component (GO): membrane
Molecular function (GO): nucleoside diphosphate phosphatase activity
Source: RefSeq, a predicted model, not a curated record